Actinia tenebrosa (Australian red waratah sea anemone) is the source of this 1350-nucleotide messenger RNA. RefSeq lists its product as uncharacterized. The record is from RefSeq and is a predicted model, not a curated record. NCBI's taxonomy places the organism in Eukaryota, Metazoa, Cnidaria, Anthozoa, Actiniaria, Actiniidae.
AUGAUGAAAAGCCAAAUACCUUCUAAAAACACCAUCAAAGACCUCCAGCUUACUGAAAAGCCAUCUCCAACACCACUGAUUGCAAAAGUAUUGGCAUUAACCAAUGAGUCACUGAUUCUUUGUGAUCAAACAGGAGCAAUAAAGGCAUUAUGCUAUAAGAAACUUCAAGAUUCCAUAAAGACUGAUAGUUACAUAAUAAUUGUCAACCAUAUGAUCAAAACCAUUGACGACAAGUUAACUGUGAUCAUAUCACAAAGUACAAAUGUCUUCUUAACAGCACCAUUCACAAUCCCACCCGAUGUGAUAGAAAAAGCAAAAACAAACAUGGACAUCACUCCAUCAACACCAACAGUCAUAACAGUUCAAGAAGCUAAAAGCUCUCCAAAGAAAAGGAAACUCUCCAUUGAAAGAAAAGUCAUAAAGGUUAGUCCACUGAAGAAAGUCAAAAACAACCAGAUUGACUUAAAGAACAUAACAGUGAAAGAUUCCACAGCGUCUAUACAAGUUUCUCUUUGGAAAGAACAAGCUGGCCUUAAAAUAGAAACAGGAAACUGUGUUAAGAUAUCAUCACUGCAAACAUCAACAUUUAGAUCAAAUCCUGUGUUGUCCUCAACAAACACAACAAGUAUUCUGCCAUCAGAUAAUGCUGACCUUCAACUCAUAUCUAGUGACGAAGAGAAAGAAGAWGAUGAUGAAUCUGCAACUCUUGUCGCAAUUCAACACAUUCAGAAAUACAAAUCCUGUAUAGAUGAAAACUGCAGAAACAAGAAACUAAACAGUGAGCUAAUGUGCCCAAGAUGUUAUUCAACAUACUCAGAACAAACUGCUGGACAAGCACUCAUUGCAAACCUAGGUGUCCUUAAAGGAGAUACUUUCCAGACAUACACUGUAUUCACUCAGAUCUUUAAGAAACUUUUCCCCACAAUUGAGUAUCAAACACUCCAAGAUACAUCAAUCAUGUCUGAAGUAUUACAACAAAUACCUUUUGCAAUCAGUUAUAAGAGUUCAAAAGAUGUGAUGUCUGAUGCAAACCGUAUUUAAGUUGUAUACGAAUUUCGAUUCACUUUUCAACUUACAGCCAUCUUCUACAGUCUCAUGUAUGUCCACUAUAUUAGAGAUCUUUAGGUUCUACAUUAAGCUUAUUGUUGAGUUAGCAAUAUAUAUAUCCUUCAAAAAGGUAUACUAUUUUUGAUAUAUCACUAUGUUGCAACAUAAAACAUGAGUGGUAAGAACAACAUGAUGAUACCUGCAGAAUGAAGAAAUUGAGUUUUUACCUUCAGUUCAAGCUUUUCGUUUUAUCAAAAAUAAUUUUAGACUUCUUUGCAAAGAGAAUUAGGAAAUAAGCUUAAU